AUGGUAACAAAUUAUUCAAUACAGUCGAGUACAGAAAAAUUAAAAUUGCUCGAUCAUUAUGAGAAAACCUCGGAAAAAAGAAAACCGAAAAAGAAAUCCCGCAGGAAACAAAAUAUUCUAGUAAACGAGCAAACAAUAUCAAAGUAUAAGAAAGAUGUCGGAGAUAAUAAUUGUAAGGAUGAGAAAGUCAAAGAAACGAAGAUGGAACGUUCUCGAUUGAAAUGGGAAAUGGCUGUGAAUUUAAAUUCGACCAUCAAAGACAACAACGGUAACAAUAAAAGUUCAUUUCUACCCAUUAAAGCUGAUUCUUUAAAAUUGUUUACGAGCAAUACACCGGCAAAGAAAGAACGAAGGCAACAAAAAUUAGAAACGCGAAUAAAAUCGCAUCAUCAAAACGUAGCAACGACCGAAAGAAUAAUUGCUAGAAACAAAAUAACUAAAAUUCGUACGAUACAACAAUUGAAAUCAUUCGCGAUACCUGUGUCCGAUAGUUCCAAUUCGGAGGAAUGUUUGAACAAUAUGAAUAAAUUGAAGAAUGAAAAGGGGAAGCAGAAAAAAAAGAAACAAUUAAAAAAGACAAAAAUAAUACCUAAUUCCAUAAAUAUUAGAACUGGUAAUAAAAAGCGUGCUAAUAGCGUUAAAAUAGUGAAGAAAUUUAUUUCGUAGAACGAUAUCACUUUUCAUUAACGUGCACUGAUUACUAUGCUCAAAAUGUUCCGUUGAUUACACAAUAACGCGAUACACUACAUAUGUAUAU
Polistes canadensis is the source of this 757-nucleotide messenger RNA. RefSeq lists its product as uncharacterized. NCBI's taxonomy places the organism in Eukaryota, Metazoa, Arthropoda, Insecta, Hymenoptera, Vespidae. The transcript is spliced from 2 exons. Bases 1 to 666 code for a protein of 221 amino acids. The record is from RefSeq and is a predicted model, not a curated record.